This is a messenger RNA of Lathyrus oleraceus (garden pea), 1827 nucleotides long. RefSeq lists its product as uncharacterized. Gene Ontology annotation, cellular component: membrane; lipid droplet; cytoplasm. Gene Ontology annotation, molecular function: triacylglycerol lipase activity. The transcript has 7 exons. Bases 203 to 1411 code for a protein of 402 amino acids. Gene Ontology annotation, biological process: triglyceride catabolic process; lipid homeostasis. Lineage: Eukaryota; Viridiplantae; Streptophyta; Magnoliopsida; Fabales; Fabaceae. The record is from RefSeq and is a predicted model, not a curated record.
GGGAGCAUUAGCAAAAAUGGGGUUAAAAUAGCGGGCUCCGUCCAAAAGAAAGAGACAGUGAUCGUGGAAAUCGAAAUAACUAAAAAGUAAUAAAGAAACAAACAACGCUUUCUUCACGAAUUACAAAACAAAAUAAAAAGAGGUUAGAGGAGUUAAGUUAGUUUCAUCUCACCGUCUUCUCCUCUCUUACUCCGUUAACCCAAUGGGAUUGGGUUGCAAUUGCAUGGCUCCUUCUCCUACCAUAUCUUCCCUUUUCUCACCCUCCCAAGCUCACCGUUACACUAACGGUUACGGUUACGGUUACAGUCACACUUUCCGUUUCCCGUUAACUAACCCCAUUCAUCUCCUCACGCGCACCCAAUUCCAUCACACACCACGCGUCCACCAAAUCUCCACAACUCCUUCGCCUCCUCCUCCGCCGGAAAAGAAAUCCUUCGCCGUCGCCACCGGGGAACUCUUCUUAGGCCUUGCUUCGCGUCUCAUUAAGAGCAGAACUCCUGCUUCCGAUUCCGAUCCCGUUGCAAUGUUUGAGAAUUCGAAUGAGAGAAUUGGAGCUGUUAUGGAAGAUGAGAUUCAACCUGAUGUCAUUUGGGAGCAGAGAGUGAAAGACGUUGAAGCGGAACGCAAUAGGCGUGUUGUAACUACCCCUGGCUUUAGUUUCUCCGCCGCUGGUCUUCUCUUUCCUUAUCAUCUCGGUGUUGCUCAUUUUCUUAUUCAGAAUGGUUACAUUAAGGAAACCACACCGUUAGCUGGUUCUUCUGCUGGAGCUAUAGUCUGUGCUGUGAUUGCCUCUGGAGCUAGUAUGGAAGAAGCCUUGAGAGCUACUAAAGUAUUGGCUGAAGAUUGUCGAAGUCGGGGGACUGCAUUUCGGCUGGGGGCUGUUCUGCGUGAUAUUCUUCAAGAAUUUUUGCCAGAUGAUAUUCAUAUAAGAUCCAAUGGGAGAAUUCGAGUUGCUGUGACACAGCUUCUUUGGAGACCCAGGGGUUUAUUGGUGGAUCAGUUUGAUUCUAAGGAAGAUCUCAUCAAUGCUGUUUUUACUUCUUCCUUUAUUCCAGGAUAUCUUGCACCAAAGCCAGCAACAAUGUUUCGAAAUCGAUUAUGCAUAGAUGGGGGUUUGACGUUGUUUAUGCCACCGACAUCUGCAGCACAAACGGUUCGUGUUUGUGCUUUUCCAGCAGGUCUAAUUGGAUUGGAAGGGAUAGGAAUUAGUCCAGACUGUAAUCCCGAGAACGCGUCUAGCCCUCGUCAGCUUUUCAAUUGGGCACUUGAGCCAGCAGAAGAUGUAAUGCUUGACCGACUCUUUGAGCUUGGAUAUCUUGAUGCUGCUGUCUGGGCAAAGGAAAACCCAGUUGAAGAAAUAGUUCAAGAUGAUACUCCUGCUCCUGCAUUUGGAAAUAGCAUUGCAGAAUAGCACAUUAUGGAUUAAAGAUGCACGUGGAAACAACAAAUUGAAUUCAAGUAUGCUAUGCUUGAAAUGGGCAUCACUUAGCAAAAAGAAAUCAUGGCGGGGAGGUCUACAGUUCAUAACUUCUAAGUGUAUACAUAUCAUUUAUUUAAUAUAUUUAUUGUAAAUGGAGAUAGAAUUCUUGCUGUGGGCAAGAGGGGAUUGAAAAGAAGAAAAAAAAAGUAUAGAUAUUUUAUUUUAUUUAAAUUUACAAAAUAGGGUGGUAAUGUAUAUUGAAGUCUCAGAUUUAUUGUGGAUUACAAAUAAAUAGAACUUAUAGCCAGUUUCCCUAUGAAUAACAAAGUUAAGGCAUGUGAGUUUUCUCUGAACUGAUGUACUAUGAUACUCAAACUAAUUUAAGUUUUAUUAUUCUUGAUUUUGUA